UUUGACAGUCUUGCAUAUGCUGUUUUUUUAAUCUCUCUGCCUUUUCUAGCUACCUUUUCAUGCUGGUACCUGGAUUUGGAUAUGGAGCUUGGUGACACUGAAAAAGAUCUUCAGACAUCAGGCCUUUGUAUCAGCUAGCUGCCACGCAUCACACAUUCAUUUUAAUAUUAAUUUUUGGCAUAAGCCAUAAGGAGUGGGGAAAGUGGCACCUAAUGCAUGCAUAUUUGUUAACACCACUACCAAUGAUCCAAUCACACUGUAACCAUGUAAUUUUUCUACAAGAUUGGCCUUAAAAUUCUAAAAAAAAUUUGACUUUUCAGUUUUUGCAUUUAGCUGACUGGGAAAUUGUUUGAUUAUAUAUUGACAGUUGCAAAACAAUGUAAAUUUGAUGGUGGCCCUUCAGGUUUUUUAGACUAGUUUGAUGACAGAACAAUCUUUGUACUGCAAUCUGCAUCUUGAAAAUUAUUUGUUGAGAAGUGAAAUCCACAAGAGGGAUUAUAUAUCUACCAUCACCUGAACAAUUAUUGUACUAAUGCUUUAGAAAAUAUGCAUAAUUUUAUUUGGUUUGUUAUAGGCUUUAUAAUGUACAAAUAAAAUUUAAAUCUAGAAUCUCCUUUCUGUGCAGAUCACUGAAAACAUUAGAUAAGACUAAUUUCAAAAUUUAAAAUGCUGUUCUACUCAUUCUUCAAGUCUCUGAUUGGGAAGGAUGUCGUAGUUGAACUUAAAAAUGAUCUCAGCAUCUGCGGGACACUGCAUUCAGUGGACCAAUACCUCAACAUCAAACUGACUGACAUCAACGUGACUGAUGCUGAGAAGUAUCCUCAUAUGUUGAGCGUGAAGAACUGCUUCGUGCGGGGCAGCGUGGUGCGCUACGUGCAGCUGCCCGCUGAUGAGGUAGACACGCAACUCCUGCAGGACGCGGCGCGACGAGAGGCGCACUCGCAGCGCCAGUAGCGGCUCCCUUCUGCUGCAUAUUUUCAGUGUUUGCCUUAAAAGAUACUUCUAGUGUUUGCCUAGAAUGAUCAUUCUAGUGUUGGUUUAGAAAUAACUUCUGGUGUUUGCCUAGAAUGAUCAUUCUAGUGUUGGUUUAGAAAGAACCUUCUGGUGUUAGCCUAGAAGAUCAAAGUCCGUCGUAUCGAUGGGCUCAUGUUCAUCUCUGGCUUGUGCUAAUGGAAUGAGGAGGUUAGAACUGAACUAAGACUUCUUUCGUGAUGUGAGGAUGUUGUUUUACUAUUGUGUGCCUCAUUUUGUUGUUUUCGUGUAAUUGUUUGUGUAAACAAUUGACAAGCUAUAUUCUCUGACAUUAAAUUUUAAGAUAGUUAGGCAAAGGUAAUCUGGUGAUGUUAAGGUGACAUGAAUACUUCAUUCAUAUGUCAUUCACGUGAACUAUCACACUUGACUGCUUCAAAAUUUUGCGAACUAUUAUAUAAAAAAUCACGAACUAUUUCAUUUUCCAGCGAUUACAACAAAUAAGCUCAUAAUUGAUAAUAAAUGGGCUGGGGAAUUUUUUGUGUCCCGGUGAGUGAGGGGAGGUUCGUGUUACCCUGUCGGUGCGUCAUGACGAGUACCUGACCGGCUAGAAUAGAAAGUAUUCUACCAACAAGGAAUUUUUUCCUG
Hyalella azteca is the source of this 1617-nucleotide messenger RNA. Its product is annotated as U6 snRNA-associated Sm-like protein LSm2. The record is from RefSeq and is a predicted model, not a curated record. Gene Ontology annotation, molecular function: RNA binding. The transcript is spliced from 4 exons. Gene Ontology annotation, biological process: mRNA splicing, via spliceosome. Gene Ontology annotation, cellular component: U6 snRNP; U4/U6 x U5 tri-snRNP complex; Lsm1-7-Pat1 complex. NCBI's taxonomy places the organism in Eukaryota, Metazoa, Arthropoda, Malacostraca, Amphipoda, Hyalellidae. Bases 667 to 954 code for a protein of 95 amino acids.